This is a messenger RNA of Salmo salar (Atlantic salmon), 2575 nucleotides long. The record is from RefSeq and is a predicted model, not a curated record. NCBI's taxonomy places the organism in Eukaryota, Metazoa, Chordata, Actinopteri, Salmoniformes, Salmonidae.
CUGCGUCCAACCACUUUGUGCACCUACCCGCUGAGCAAGUAUUUUGAUUGGUGUGGCUAUCUCCGGGCGGUUAUUGUUAGGAAGUAGCCUGUAGAUUACAUUUUACCCACACAUUCAACUCAAUACCGCCGUAGGAAUGUGAUGGAUUAGAAAAAUAUGUGCCUUGGUUGUCAACAUGUUCCCCGGCGUUUUCUAUGCGCUCCUGGCGGGGUUUCUCGGGGCUGUCGCAUCUUCAUCUGCAAAGCUGUCACUUGGUGCCGAUUACCUUAAAGGUGUAUGUGAAACGGGGCUACGAUCAUGGGGAGAGCAGCGGAAAUUUAGACAACCGGACGAAACUACCGCUUGUGACUGGCUACACAUCCCCCUGAGGCUUCUUUGUGGGGGGCUGCUCUUCACUUGUAAUGCUGUGAUGUGGACAUUCCUCGCUAAGGCUCUCAGGUACUCUUCCUCCUCCACCCGAACCACUGUGACCACCACCGCUUCCAACUUCAUAUCUUCCGCCUUUUUGGGGCAGCUUAUCUUCGGGGAGACCCAGAUUGCGUUGUGGUGGGUGGGAAUCUCCCUCACGUUUUCUGGCCUCCUGGUGCUUCAGAGGGCAGCCCCCAAUGACCGAGCCAGGAAGGACGAAUGACAACCUGUCGGAAGGCACAACUAAUUAACUGAUAUAGAAUGAAACCAGUAAUGCAACCUAUAGCCUACUAUCUGUGACAAACAAUAGCAUUUCUCGGGUGAAUGGCAACUUUGGAAGGUAAAGCACUGUCAAAACAUACCAUGUAAGGAAUAUACAGUGAUUUUUCUUGUUUUAAACACUUUGACAUCAUCAGCAAUGUGUGCAUGACAUCAAUACUUGAGAACACAAAAGCUGUAUUUUGCUCACAUAUCCUAAGAUGACACUCACUGUAAACUUCCACACCAACAUUGCAUGUUCAAGGUAAUGUGUGAAUGGAAGUGGUCUCACAAAUGCUGCUACUGCUAGAUAUACGCAGAUACAGCAAACACGUUGAUAUUCUCAUAGCUUAUUACUGUAUAUUACAUGAUGCGGCUCAGAGAAUACACAUCAUGACCUUGUUAGGAACUUCUCAGUUGUAUCAUGUUUAUAGCCUCAUAUCUUGAGGACUUGACCCUUACAGAGUUUUGACAUGUUUUGUGGAUUCUGAGGAGGUUUGGCCUUGCCUGCCUUUAUAACAAAUGUCUAAUAGAAAGUUCCUAACAAGGUCUAAACCCAAUUAAGUCAAACCAAAGUACCCAAAUAUGUUGAUCCUGCCUUUUACCCAUUGUAACCACAGCAGUGUCUCUGUCAAUGCAUUGUGAAGUCAAACUGCUAUGUGGCCCAAAAAAAAUCGUAGUGACCUCAGCUGUCUGUAAAGUGAUACUGUCUAGUUCACUCAAAAAUCAAAGUUUGUCAGACAUAUUCAAACCUCAAAAGUCCAUCCUUUCCAAUUCAUUUGGAGUUGAGGCACAGAGCUGGAUCUACACAGCAGACGGCCUGGACCUCUGUACAUUAGCCCACGUCUGACCUCAACUAAAAUUUUGGAGUGAACUAUCCCUUAUUCCCUUUGGCAGAAGAGACUCAUUAUUUAAUUGACCUAAUGGGGUGUCUAAACAACAGUUACUCCAAUGUUAGGCCUUUUAAUUGAGUGUCACCAGCUGUUUGUCUUCCAGCUGUGGCCUGUAUCAUCAACAAUGUCUAUCCUAGUUUUCCAAUGCAAUUAAAAUCAGUUUGAGGUUAUCCUUGGGGUAAGGGAGGCAUCCGGUAGCACAGUCCCUCCCUCUGCAUCUUCCAAGACUUCCAAAAGGUCAAAUGUUGCUGUGGGGUUUCUAACCCAAAUACUGAAAGUAGUGUUUAUUACUAGCAUGCUUGUCCUCCAACGAUGUGUACUUCCCUGAUAUUCCUUAACACUGUGAUGUGCUAUUGUGGAAAUGGGCUUUUUGCGUAACACUGACAACGUUACCAUAGACUGGAGUUUGACUUGACAACUUUACUAUAUGAUCACACUUAGCUGUUGUUUUUUUAUACGUAUCAUAUGCAUGCAACAACCAACGGUAGCUACCUGUAUUCUGACUAUCUAUUAGACAAUGAUAUGUCUGUAUAAAUGCAGAAGAACGCACACUAUGAAAUCCGUUCUCCAUCCAGUUGCAGUACAUUACAGACUGCAGGUUUUGUAUGUAAUGUAACCUACUUCCCUGGCAAUGUGACUAUGGUAUUGAAUCAGGAUGGGAGACAUUGGUGCUGACAUUUCUCCUGUGUUCUUCAGUCAGUCUAAACAUUUACCUGUGAAGCCACUGUCACUAAGGGCAAGAGGAAUCAAUGCACUAGAGUAGUGGUUUCAUGAAAUGAUUAUUUUAUCGCCAGCCCCUGAAUGGGACAUGUUUGUAACAGUUAUACUGUAGAUAUGGAUAUCAUGUUAUAAACUGUAGAUAUUAGUUUGGGAGGUGCAUAUGACUGACUGACCUGUUAAGAUGUGUGUUCCAGAUUAGUGCAGCACUGGGGCCCUACUAGGGGGAAUAAGUAAAGGCAAUGUGUUAAACAAAAAUGCAUUAUUAAAAGAGUCCUUACUUGGACAAGCCACCUCCC